Messenger RNA from Penicillium subrubescens, 1734 nucleotides. RefSeq names its product Zn(II)2Cys6 transcription factor. Gene Ontology annotation, cellular component: nucleus. The transcript is spliced from 6 exons. The record is from RefSeq and is a predicted model, not a curated record. Gene Ontology annotation, biological process: regulation of DNA-templated transcription. Gene Ontology annotation, molecular function: DNA-binding transcription factor activity, RNA polymerase II-specific; transcription cis-regulatory region binding; zinc ion binding. The coding region runs from base 1 to 1734 and encodes 577 amino acids. Lineage: Eukaryota; Fungi; Ascomycota; Eurotiomycetes; Eurotiales; Aspergillaceae.
AUGCCUCCCGUGUCCAGAACCUGUCAGAGUUGCGCUAAUUCUAAGGUCCGAUGUAUUCGAACUUCUGAGAAUCCACAUGUGUGCAAGAGAUGUCUGCGCCUAGGUAGAGAAUGUCUCUAUAGGCAAACGGGCCGUCGUUUCAACGGCUUCCAGAAGGAUCGAAAGAUUGAAGCUCUCGAGUCCAAGGUUAAGAAGUUGAUGACGGACCAAAAUACCUCAGACCAGUCGUUACAAGCGCCUUCAGAGGCAGUGUCUAGAAUGCGGAGUACCUCUGUGACGGAAAGCGAUGAUGGCGACAAAGAUAUCAUCGACCGAGGUAUUUUGAGCCUGGAGAUAGCCGAAAAAUAUCUCGAGUUAUUCAAGUCGAUCCUAACUCCACAUUUCCCUUUCGUGGUCAUCUCUCCUCAAGUCUCUGCAGUCCACUUACGACAGGACAAGCCAUUUCUUUUCUUAGCCAUUAUGUCCUCAGCAUCAUACGACAAUAUGCCAUUGCAACGGUCAUUGGGCGCCGAGGUUAAAAGAGCUGUUGCCUCUCGAAUAAUUCUCAACGGAGAAGUGUCGUUCGACUUGCUGCAAGGGCUACUGGUGUUCCUGGCUUGGUCCCAUUAUCAUACAAAGCCACACCGAUAUACUCAAUUUCUCCAAUUGGCUGUUAGUCUCAUUAUAGACUUGCGAUUAGAUCGGCCGCCACAAACAAAGACGUGGAAGACUAAGUUGCACUUUGAAUCGCAAAAUGUGGCAGAUGAACAGACCCUUGAACGACCAUCAUGGGGAAGUGACGAGAAGAGAGCUGUCAUUGGCUGUUACUACCUAUCAUCAGCAAUCUCUGUUCUUCUUCAGAAGCAAUCUGCCUUUUCUUAUAUACCUUACCUUGAAGAUUGCUGUCGGUCGCUUCAAGAUGGAAAGGAGUAUCCCCAUGAUCUAUACAUGGCCGCUCUAGUCCAGUUGCAACACAUCGCGGAAAAAAUAGACCGGCUGUUCGGAAAUCACAAACAGGAGCUCAUGAGACCCGGUUCAGGAUUGGAACUCUACGUGACAAGUGUCAGAUCAGAUUUGGAUGCAUUUCAAAACCGACUACCAUUCAACAUCUACGAUGCCCCAUUCUUUGCGAUUCAAUUUCACACAACCGCCUUGUCUUUAUACCAGCUCGCCCUCGCUGCGGUUAGCCCUUGGUCUGAAUCCCAACCAGUGGCUUACCAGCUUGAUUGGAACGAGAUGUUGUGUGCAGCGAUGAGUGCUUCUGAGUACGUACUCAAUUCGUACCUCGAGCUUCCAGUUGGCACGGAACUGGGCUUCACAAAUACACAAUGGGUACAAAUGGCUUUCUCCAUGGUCAUUCUCUAUCGGCAUACUGCCAAAUUGUCCAAUCCAAACCAAGCAGCUGCCUUCCUUUCCAUGUUAAACCAGCUGCAGCAACGGAUAGGCACGUUGUCGACUCCCCACGUGGACUCAAAUGGGGACCGUGACACCUUUUUCGACUUCACGAGACGAGUUGUGCAAAUAAAAGGAUUGCUAGGUGGCCCUCGCGAUAAUCCUUCCAGAGAUAUUGGCAAAGAUGGCUCGUCAAUUCCUAACAUAGGAAUGCAUGUAUCUGUCGACGCCUCCAACAUUCUCGAGGGUGACCCUUUAGAUUUGGACAGUCUAGUCCCAGAGGAUCUCUUGAUGCAGGUUGACUUUUCAUCUGACUAUCUGUUUGAGGCUUCGGUGGAGCAGAUUAUGGGCAAUUGGAUUUGA